AUAACUCACUUUGAUCUCACUCCUCUCAAUUUCGCUCCCUUUUCUUUUUCCUUUUGCUUCAUCAAAAUAAACAAACCCCAUUAAUUUAGUCACUGCAAAUCUUGUAAAACUGUAGUGGGGAGUUGAAUUUGGGUGGCUCAAGAUUCUCUUGGUUACAACCACUAUUCUUGGUUCUAUUGCAUUCAUGUCUACUGAUAUUCGAUAAAUUUUUCGCCUUUACAGCAAGCCCUUCUAGAUUUAUUGUUCUUGAAUAUAAUGGUUGUAAUAUAUGUAAAUGAUCUUGGUACUGAUAGUUAAGUUUUAGCGGUAAAGGGUUGGUGGUGCUUUGUGGUUUUAGUUGGUGAUACUUGUUAAGUUAUAUUUACAUUGUUAGUUUAGUUCUUGAUUAGCCAUUGGGUAGAAGAAAUAUAUAGUUUGUGAAUUGUGAUACAUAUGGGAAGAUUAUCAAAUCGAGUACUUUGUGUGGAGAUUGAUCUUUUAGGAUCGGUGUUUUCCUUGUGUUGGUGUUAGGGUAUAGGGUUUUAGGUUUUGGGUGGAAUGGGGAUGGAUGGUUUAUUGCUUCCCACGGUAGGACCACCAAUUAAGAGGAGAGCUGGGCUGCGGAGGAAGCAAGCAGGAAGAGGUUCUUACAGGGGUAGCUAGAAAAUUUGGAGCCUGAGAAUAUUUGCGGGGUUUAAUUAAUCUAACCUGGUGGAGCAAUUUUUAAGUAGGUGGGUGUUAAGGUUUCUUGAUUUUUGGAUAAAAUGGGUAGUCAGUUACGCCAAGCACUCAAGAGUUUGUGUUUCGACACUUGCUGGAAUUACGCCGUCUUUUGGAAAUUUGAGCAUCAAGCCCAAAUGGUGUUGACAUGGGAAGAUGGUUACUAUGAAAACCAUGAGCAACCCGAUGCUUCAAAGAAACUAGCCGGCUAUUCAUAUGAUGGACAAUCUUCGCGUGACUCUCUUGGGUUAGCUGUUGCAAAGAUGUCACUUCAUGUAUACUCACUUGGGGAAGGGAUUGUCGGAAAGGUUGCUAUAACUGGCAAGCAUAUGUGGAUUUCAACAGAUAAGCAUGUACUUGAUUCCUGCUCCUUGUUAGAGUAUUCUGAUGGAUUGCUUCCUCAGUUUUCAUCUGGGAUUAGGACUAUUGCUGUUGUGCCUGUUGUUCCUCAUGGAGUUGUACAGCUUGGCUCUUUAGAUAUUAUCGCUGAAGACCUGAUGCUGGUCAAUCACAUCAAAGAUAAUUUUUUGGAUUUUCAAGCUUCUUUAUCAGGACAUUGUAGUAAUAUAGACAGUUCGUCAUGCCUGUCAAGCAUAUCCUCUAGAACUUCAGUGUCGCGAAAUUAUCGUCAUCUAAUGAGCAAUGCUGACAAAAUUGUGAAAAACGAUAAAGGAAAUAUGUGGUGUCCUGUGGUUGCAUCUCUUGAAAGGCCUCCUCAACGUUCUUAUACUGUUCCAGCAGCUGAAGUUUAUUCCAGGAAGAUGGUGUCGACUGUCAACAAUGACGAGCCUGAAUAUACAGUUUCGGGUGUUGGUGAGAGUUCAUCAGUACUUCCAAUUGCAUCCAUGGAUAGGCAAACACAAGUAGAUGGACAGUUGACAAGUGAGAAGAAGUCUGAUGGACACACUACUGGCAUUAGGGGUGUGGGAGUGGUAUCUAAAUCUGAAGACAAUGAUACUCCAUCUCUAUCUAAUAACUGUAAUAACAAAUGUAAUUUCUAUAAUACUGCACUUGCUACUGGUAAUAAUGGGGCAAGCAUGUCAUGCCUGCCUUCAGCUUUCCAAGACACUGGAACAGGCAAUUAUUGUGGGUCAUUCGGUGCACAUGAUUUUUCACAAGAGUCUCGAGCAUCUUCAGUAAAGACAUCAGAGUUGAAGGCAAAAACUAAUCAUAUGGACACUUGUAAGACGUGUUUUCAGUUUACUGCUGGCUGUGAGUUGUUUGAAGCACUAGGGCCAUCGUUUAAGAAACAAUAUACUGAUCUUGAAUGGGAGACGGAUAAGACUGAAAAUGGAGCACUUGUUCAGAUAUCUGAAGGAAGAACGAGCAGCGGUAACCUUUUGAUGAUAAACAAUGGUACAGAGCAUCUUCUAGAAGCAGUGGUGGCCAAUGUUUGCCAAAGUGUCUCAGACGUUAAAUGUGUAAAUCCCAAGUUGGGUACAGCGGAGUCACUAUUGACGAUUGAUAAAUUAUUGGAGCCUUGCAGUAGUGAUAACCAUACUAUUGGUUCAGCAAAUUACUCAUAUGAUCGAUCUUCACUUGUUGAAGAUUGCUUGGCCUUCUCUGAGGUAUAUGGUGACAAGUCAUCAAAAGGAAUCUCAUCGGCUAGUCCUAGUGCAUGUAGCGAACAGUUAGAGAGGCCUCAAGAACUUACAAAGAUGAACAAAAAGAGGGCUAGACCUGGAGAAAAUUGCAGGCCUAGGCCAAGGGACAGACAAUUAAUCCAAGAUCGCAUUAAGGAGCUUCGUGAACUUGUACCAAAUGGGUCAAAGUGCAGUAUUGAUUCUCUUCUGGAGCGAACUAUUAAGCACAUGCUCUUUUUGCAAUGUACCACCAAGCAUGCUGACAAGCUACAGAAAUGUGCUGAAUCAAAAUUGAUUGACAAGGAAACUGGUGUACAUGUCUCCUCUAACAAUGAGCUGGGUUCAAGUUGGGCAAUGGAAGUAGAAAGUCACUUGAGAGUUUUUCCAAUAAUGAUAGAGAAUAUGAACUUGAGUGGGCAAAUGUUGAUAGAGAUGCUGUGUGAGAACUGCAGUCGGUUUUUCGAGAUUGCGGAGGCAAUCAGGAGCUUGGGUAUGACAAUUCUAAAAGGUUCUACAGAAGCCUGUGGUGGGAAAAUAUGGAUAUGUUUUGUUGCUGAGGGACUGAACAAUAGGAAUGUUCACCGGAUGGAUAUAUUAUGGUCACUUGUGCAAAUAUUGCAACCAAAGACCGACGUUUAGGUGCUGCAAUAGAUACUUUGCUAUUAUUAUAUAGAAGAAAAGUUGUUUGAGCAGCUGAAGUCAGUACCGACACAUACAGCUUGGUAAAGAUCACAAUCUGGUUCGUAAAGGUCCUUUUUAAAUCCAAUUCUUGAAAUGUGUUUGAGUUGUGAUUAAUUGUGUUCGGUUGAGAAUUUGUGUUGAUUAGCUUACCAUGUGUUAGUCAGCUCGUCUCUACAAGACAUGUAUAGAUAUGAAGUGGUUUGCCAUCAUUAUGCUGCUGCUACAAGUGGAUAUGACAUGCAGUUGCUGAUUUGUUUUUGUUUUUCUUUUCUGUAAUAUAAUCUUAACUUUGGCCUGAGGAAUACUUUGUUAUGAUUUGGUGAUUUACGCU
Daucus carota subsp. sativus is the source of this 3294-nucleotide messenger RNA. RefSeq names its product transcription factor bHLH155. Gene Ontology annotation, molecular function: protein dimerization activity; DNA-binding transcription factor activity. NCBI's taxonomy places the organism in Eukaryota, Viridiplantae, Streptophyta, Magnoliopsida, Apiales, Apiaceae. Gene Ontology annotation, biological process: regulation of DNA-templated transcription. The record is from RefSeq and is a predicted model, not a curated record. The coding region runs from base 744 to 2921 and encodes 725 amino acids. The transcript is spliced from 12 exons.